Molecule: messenger RNA, 3403 nt
Organism: Zeugodacus cucurbitae (melon fly)
Lineage: Eukaryota; Metazoa; Arthropoda; Insecta; Diptera; Tephritidae
Exons: 13
Coding region: 304-3192 (962 amino acids)
Molecular function (GO): protein binding
Source: RefSeq, a predicted model, not a curated record
CGCUUGUAGACCAAAUCAAUUGGGUUUCUGUGACAAUAUGAAGAUAAACAAUUUUUGCAUUAGUAUGAUUAUACACAUAUUGAUGGCCGAAUUAUAGCUAUUUCAAUAUUGAUAACACGCUAGUGACUCAUUGGUCACCUACUAUUAGUGGCUAUGUUGAAAUAGUUGUCAGUUCACGCUAUGACCUCAUCGGUAAUUUCGCGCAUAAAAACUAGCAACAGAACAACGCGCACAGCUAUUGCACACGUUUAAGCCGGACAAAUUUGUUUUUUUUUGAAAUAUAUAUUAUAUACCAUUAAAAGCAUGGAGACGGUAACAAAUCUAAUGCAGAACACCACAAUGGAUGCAAGCAACCAAAAUCAGCAAGGCCGUGGGUUGACAGUAGCGAACAAUUAUGCAUUAAUGGCUGUUGAAAUGCAUCAAGGCUUAUCCGGUAACAGCAGAUUGCUACGUUAUGAUGAAGAACAACAAAUGUGGCAGCAAAUCAGUGAGAUACCGCUUAAAUAUUACGGUUAUGCGCUUGUGCCUAGGGAUAAUAAUUUAAUAUUCAUUGGUGGCUAUAACUCGCGUGUGGAAAAAACCAACAGUGUUGAACAGUACAAUUUGGCGAAAGAAGAGUGGGAGCCACUACCAGCAUUGUCAUAUGUAGUGCGCGAUUCGAAUGCGGUGCUGCUGAAUGAUAACAUCUAUGUACUGGGUGGUUUCGAUUACGAUGUACGUUAUGACGACGUGCAAAUGUUUGAUUUCAAAAUCGGACAGUGGCAGAGUGUUGCAAAAAUGAUAACAGCGCGUUCUAACGCAGCCGUAACUGUGUUUAAUGGUAAAAUUUACGUUUUCGGUGGCUGGUCGGACAUUGUGACGGGCUUAAAAGAUUGUGAAUGCUAUGACCCAGAAACGAAUGUUUGGACCAAAUUGCCAGAUAUGAGCGUAGAGCGUGCAGAUGCUGGCGCGGUCGUAGCAGGUGAAUUUAUUUAUGUCAUCGGCGGUUGCAAUGGUCCCUCACUGAGUGUAGUGGAACGUUAUGAUCCCGCAAAUAAUACAUGGACACAAAUUAAGGAUUUAAAUGAAUCGCGUAGAUAUGUGACUGGUUUCUAUCAGCAAGGAAGACUCUUCGCUAUUGGUGGUGAAAAUUAUGGCAGAGGCAUCCAAAGUAUAGAGGAAUACGAUUUUGAAAAUGCAACAUGGCUAACGCACAAUAAAAUGCAUGUGCCAUUUGAUUGUCGCAUAUUUAGCUUACCCACAGAUAUUGCCACAAAAUUGGAGCGAAGUUACAAUAAGCGCAACACAUUGGCAGCUGAUCAAGGGCUUGUGUUAACGGAAAACGAUGCGUUAUUGGCGUUAGAAUUGAAUACAAAUCCAGCAAAGGAUGCAACAAUCUUGCUUUACAAUGCACCGCACGAUAAUUGGCAGCAAAUCGGCGAAAUAGCCACGAAAUAUUUUGGUUAUGAGUUAGUAUGUCUUGGUAAUAGCAUUGCUUUCAUUGGUGGCUACAAUGACAAGUCUGAAAGCACUAAUAAUGUUGAGAAAUAUAAUUUGGAAACAUCAACGUGGGAGAGCAUGCCUGCAUUGCCACAGCACUUACGGGGCAUGAAUGUGGCGCUAUUGCAUGAAAGCAUCUACGUUUUGGGAGGUUAUGUGCACAAUGCAGCUGAGCCAUUGGACACUGUGUAUAGGUUAGACAAUAACGGCACAGAGUGGCAGCAGGUCGCCAAUUUGUUGAAACCACGUUUUGAAACAAACGUCACGGUAUUUGAGGAUAAAAUAUACGUUUUUGGUGGCUUGUCAGCUGCAGGCACACCUCUGACCGAUUGUGAAUGCUAUGACGCAGUGAGCAAUACUUGGACACAAUGUGCUGAUAUGCUGGAACCACGCGGUAAUGUUGGUUUGACAAUAGCAAAGGGGCAAAUUUAUGUGUUAGGCGGUACAAAAAGUGUUGGUGGCGUUUGUGUGCAAUCUUAUGAUCCAUUCAAAAAUGUGUGGACAAAGAUUUCUCCAAUGAAUGUUGAACGUAGCAACACAUGUGGCUUAUAUCUAAACGAACGCAUUCUUGCCAUUGGGGGUCUGGCAAAUUCAAAGGGCGUUGAAACGAUUGAAUCCUACAGCCCUACACUAGAACGUUGGGGUGUUACAAAAUCAUUGCCAAUAGGAGGUGCCUAUCGCACGUGCUGCGUAACAAAAGCGGCCGCACUUGCUUUAACAAAAAACCUCGCUGUGGCAGCAACAAAUGCUUGUAAUGCGACAACAAAUAAUAUAAAAACUAAUAGCGGCGAAGAUGCAACACUAUUGGUGGCAGUACAAAUGCAUAGAUCGUUUUGUGCACAAAGUGUUUUGUUGUGUUACGACGAAUUGGAGAACAAAUGGCGUCAAUUUGGUGAAAUUGUGACCAAACAUUAUGGUUAUAAGACUGUAUUUGUUGAUAACAGCUUAAUUUUUAUUGGUGGCUACGACAUCAAUUUGGGUAAUACAAGCAGUGUGAAUAAAUUGAAUCUGGAAACACUCACUUGGGAAGCGCUACCAUCACUGCCACAACCAGUACGCGAUGUCAACACUUUGUUGCAUGAGGAUAAAAUCUACGUAAUCGGUGGUUUUGAUGAUAAUUCAUGUGACCCCUACUCAAAUAUGCAAGUCUACGAUUUGCAUACUGGCAACUGGAAGUCUGCAGCUAGUACGCUGAAGCCACGUUAUGGUGCUAGCGUUGUGGCGUUUGACGGUAAAAUUUAUGCUUUUGGCGGCUGGUCAGAUUGUUUUACGACCAUGAAAGCCUGUGAAUGUUAUGAUCCGCAGACAGAUACUUGGACAGCAUGUGCUGAUAUGUACACGGGCCGUGGCGAAGCUGGUAUAACUGUUGUACAGGAUUAUAUAUACGUUGUCGGCGGUAGUGAUGGAUCUGAAUUAGGCGGCGUGGAGCGUUAUGAUCCACGUAAAAAUGAAUGGACAGAGCUUGCCUCAUUGAAUAUUCCACGCGCAGACGUAUGUGCAUUAAACUACAAUAAUCGCCUAUUUGCAAUUGGUGGUUUAAAUAACUCGUGCGGCGUGGAUAUAAUUGAGGAAUAUGAUUUUGCACAAGACAAAUGGGUACUGCAUACAGCAUUGCCGGUGCGCGCUGCAUAUGAAAUUUUCAGUUUAUCACAAAAAAUAGUUGAAAAAGUGGAGAGUAGUUGGCUACAUGAAAGCCAAACGCAAGCAAAAUAACAAAAUAAAAUAAACAAAAAGUAUUAAAUGCGGCUGACUACGUACCGAAGUGCAAUUAAUUUUGAACAUUUUUAAGUGCAAUUAAUUAAACCACAGUUACCUCACUAAUUAAGUUGGUCUAUAUGCGUACAAAUUUACAUUUUUUAACACACUGUAGAUUUUUUUGUAUAAAAUCAUAAAUAAAAGUUGUUACUUUGUAUCAAAAUGUUCU